AUACCGGCCACUUAAACACCGCGAAUUUUGUCAACAUCAUCAACAACAACAAAAACUUCAAUUUACUCUUAAGAGUCACCAUACUGAGAAUCGCGUGCUGUCAGCGGUUAUCCAUCUCCUACAUCUAUCAUAAUGCAACCUAAACAUACAGUCAGUCCAUCUGCAACUCUCGAACCAUCACCGAUGGCAGACAUUAGCCUCUCCCUCCGCACAGCGUUCAUGGAUAACGCUCACUAUCGUCGCGAGAGCGACUCCCUAUCUACCAGCGCCCUCAGUUCCGCGAGUGGAAGUCCAACUUCAUCACCAACAUCCGCCUGGCCCUUUCGCAAGCAUCGAUUCUCAGGGUCUCACACCACCGAACCAAGCAGCCGGGACCGCAGCCGAAGCCCAUACGCCAGUAUAAUCCCCUUCUCCUUCCGUCGCUCAUCGCCAUUUUUCCUUCGCCGACGACCUUCUGCUGUGGAUCUGGCAUUGAGCGAGGAACGGUCGCGUUGUGAUGAGGAUGUCAUUGAACGGGUUGGGUUGAGCAUGAUGGAACCGCGUCCCGUGGAUCCGAUUCCCAUCGCCAUGGAUCUGAACAGCAAUCUUCUCAGCGACAUGGCUAGUCAGCGAAGCUCGUAUGCUCCCUCGUCUCAGGGCUCGAUCCGUGGGAUAUCCCAACAACCUCGAUAUGUGAUGGGUGGCAUCAUUGAGGUCAUGGAAGGGAAUGCUUGAUUCUUCUUUCCAUGACCGAGCCAUUCAACCUGUCCAUUCCGUUCUACGCUGCCGUCUUGCAUCAAUUGACGGGUUUCUACCUUGGCGCUACUCUCCUCCCAG
Talaromyces stipitatus ATCC 10500 is the source of this 816-nucleotide messenger RNA. RefSeq lists its product as uncharacterized. The record is from RefSeq and is a predicted model, not a curated record. The coding region runs from base 133 to 714 and encodes 193 amino acids. NCBI's taxonomy places the organism in Eukaryota, Fungi, Ascomycota, Eurotiomycetes, Eurotiales, Trichocomaceae. The transcript has a single exon.